Molecule: messenger RNA, 1371 nt
Organism: Procambarus clarkii (red swamp crayfish)
Lineage: Eukaryota; Metazoa; Arthropoda; Malacostraca; Decapoda; Cambaridae
Source: RefSeq, a predicted model, not a curated record
AAGAUGGAGAGACGUAAACAUUGAGAGGUGGUGAGAGUCACUCUGACACUCCGGGCUCCAGGCACGCGAAGCUCCUGCUCCCGGCUCCUGCUGGUACACUUACUCGAGACACUCAAGCACUGCUCUUGACUACUGGUUAAGACACUCGGCCGCUGCUACUAGAAGAGUCAAUAACGUCUACUGGUUAGAGGCACUCGCCUUCCUGCACCAGAGGCUGAGAGGAAAGAGCUGAGGAGUAAUCUGCAGAGUUUGUGGAAGAGGAUCGCCCUUCACUAGGCAGUAGAGAGGCAAUGGCAACGUUUUUCGGUGAGGUGAGACUAGUGUCAUCACGAGCUUACGACGAGGAAGAUGAAGAGGAUCCCACAGAUGUGAGAUAUAAUGUGAAAGUGGAGCUGAAUAAAGCAGGAGAAGAGAAGAUAUCAGAUGUAGAAGCUGUUGUCAUAUCAUAUGGAAAAUUGGCCACAGAUUUUUGCGAGACGCUUGUCUUGUCUGAGAAAUGUAUCAAUAUUGGUACAGUUGAUAUUAAGAUGGAAGGACAAACAGACAGUGAAGAUACAGGACACUUCCAUCCCCGCAACCUCUUCCCAUCGCAGCUCUUUGUGACACCAGAGUCACUUUUAGUUUGCUGUGCCAGUAAAGAUGUAACAGCUGUUUUAGCAUCCCAGUUUACUCAGAAGUUAAUGGGUUUGGUGAAGGCAACAUGUGUAGUGAUGGUAUUGUCAUCUCACCACUACGGUGCCCUUAAAGGCAACUAUGCACCUCAAGGUGAAGACAACUGCGUGGUGCACUCCUUACACUCUCCAACCUUCCCUAAAUUGCCUGUGUAUCCACGGCUUCCUCAGCCUGCAACACUUGAUUCUGUGCCAGCUGCAGUUUUGACAGAGAGUUUGGUUAGCAGGAGACCCUGUGUAGUGUACCCAGUUUUCACCGAGACCUACUCUACUGGUGACUUGGAUUUGGUGGUGGAUGCUCUUCUCAAGGUGUUCCAGAGUAACCCCUUUAAAAAAUUCAUGCCGUCGGCACUCGAUCCCGGCAGACUUCACCAUUACAGAGAUAAAAAUCCCAGAAAUGAAACGUUGGAUAGGUACAUGUAACACGUCUAACAAAGUUAUUAUUAAGCUUUGCGAGCUAAUUUCAUAUUUUCCAUUCAGUUUGUCUUGACCGUGUGUGAAGAAUAACUGGCAGCAUUGUUUGUGCUGUCCACUGUCUUUGGCACAGCUGCAGGUUAGGUAAUGUAACCUCAAUGAGUGGGUUAUAUAUUGUAAGGUUUGGCUAUACAGUAAUUACAAGCCAGAGCUAUUUUUGUUACCGAUAAUCUUUUGUUUGCAGCACUAAUGUUGUCCAUAUAUUUGAAUAAAAGAUAUUAGUUAU